Drosophila miranda is the source of this 1246-nucleotide messenger RNA. RefSeq lists its product as uncharacterized. The record is from RefSeq and is a predicted model, not a curated record. Lineage: Eukaryota; Metazoa; Arthropoda; Insecta; Diptera; Drosophilidae. The transcript has a single exon. The coding region runs from base 89 to 868 and encodes 259 amino acids.
ACCAUUGCGAAAGGAGCAUCCAUCAUCAGUUGCACAGCAAUCAGCAAAGCUACAACACCUCGAAAAAUCACUCGAAUCAGCAACAGCCAUGGCCACCACCUACAUUUCCACGCAAUUCCUGAGCCUCAACGAGAAGUCACCGACCUCCACGACGACCUUUACCCUGGAUGCUGCCCACUUUGGCCAGCGGGAUCUGAACCUCUUCAUCGAGAGCCUGGAGACCAUCUCCCGCCUGGAGAAGGAGCGACAUGAGCGCCGCCAGCGGAGGCGCCAGCUGAAGCUGCAGCAGGCACGCAUCGCCGAGCUGGAGGACGAGCGGUGUGUGAGUCCCACGCCCAGCACGGAGGAGGCCGUCGAUGAGCCACUAAUGUACAUGGAGGCCAAGUGCAUACCCUAUGCGGUGUCCGAGGCAGUGCCCACGGCCCACAAAGGCAGCCACCUGAACCCCGACUAUUACUCCUGCGACGAUGAGGCGUACGGCAGUGCUGCCCAUUCGCCAAGGAGCAGUGUGACCUACUGCUCCUGCGGAGGACUCUCCAGCAUCAACUCCGGAUCCUCAGAGUCUGGCAUCUACGGCGCCGUCUCCUCGUCGCCGCCGCCGCUGCGUCCACGCUCCCAGGUGAUCACACAGCCCAAUCACCGAUCCACUCGCUCCCGCAUCAUCAGCAUGGUCCUCAAGCGGGAAUACGUGAAGGCCCCAUCCGCCGAGGACCUAGAGCAGAAGGAGCGCUGCGAUCGGCUGCUCAAUGAAACCAUCCAGCACCAGUACACCCAGCUGUCCAGCAAGUCCCGACGUGCCAUUGCCUGCAACGAGGGCUCCGCCGAGGAGCGCUUCCUGGACAAGGCACUGCGCUACCUGACCUUGUGAUUGUGAUUUUGGUAUCAGAAAUCAGCUCUAUGCCCAUAGUUUUUCAUACCCCUAGCCUAAGCCUUAGAUUUUGUUUGUAAAACAUUUAAAUAAUUACCAAUUGAGAAAAGAAUUUCACUUGAAAAGGGGUUUUUAAUGGAACUUUGCGAGAUUUUCUAUUCCUGAAGAUGGUUUGAAGUUUGAACUUAAAGAAAUUCAAUUGAAAAAGUACAAAUGGACAAAAAAUUCAGAUGAUUCAAGAUCAUGGGAGUUUAGCGACUCCAAAUCCCAAUUUGUGGGAUCAACAUCCUCCUAUUUAAGACACAUACGGAAUUGAUUAUACAGUACGUUGCAGUUGAAUAUGUAUUUGAUUCUUUAUAUAUAAAGCAAGUUAACCUA